This is a messenger RNA of Microsporum canis CBS 113480, 5649 nucleotides long. Its product is annotated as meiotically up-regulated gene 62 protein. The record is from RefSeq and is a predicted model, not a curated record. Bases 1 to 5649 code for a protein of 1882 amino acids. NCBI's taxonomy places the organism in Eukaryota, Fungi, Ascomycota, Eurotiomycetes, Onygenales, Arthrodermataceae. Gene Ontology annotation, cellular component: cytosol. The transcript is spliced from 6 exons.
AUGGCGGAGGAUAACCCGGAACUCCAAGCUGCGCUGCGGGAGCUCGACAUAGAACUGCAGGAUGGCGAUAUUACUGAGAAAGGGUACCAGAAGCGCCGCACACUCCUUCUAUCGCAAUAUCUGUCACAGCCUGCUGCCAGUCAGCCGGAAAAACCACCCCUGCACAGACCGCUGAGCUUCGAGCAGAUACCGCGUGGCGGUUCUGAGUCUAUCAAUGUCUCGUCCGGGGAACACCUGGCUAAUCCUGAAGCUCAAGUCCCUCGCCCUCUAAACGUUUCUCCGCCGAACGUCCGGCGCCAGUCAGAAAACCAUUUGCCCGCAAAUCUUGUUGGUCUGGAUGGUGAACGUACAGUGGGGGGAGAGCCUAAUUAUGGCCACUAUCAAGGUAACCAGUUGUCUAGAAUUCAAGAGCAAGAACUUGGCUUCUCUCUUGCACCUCCAGCGACGCUUGCAGCUCCUGCCGGGCCUACCGGACCCCGAAAACAUUCUGUGGGUUCUUACGACUCUCUAUUCCUACCCAAGGGCCCCAUGGAUAGCUAUGAGGCUUCUCGUACCGGAACACUGGUGAGCCAGAACUAUGCAUUUAACCCGAAUCAGCAGCCGGAGAUCGAGCCACCGACAAGACACUCCACGAUCGAUUCGCAACAAGGUUACUUCUCCGAUUUUGCCGGCCACCAGCAGGAGCCCAGACGAGACAGCUAUGGACAGAGCUUCCAGCGGUAUUCCCAAAUGGAGCCCUUUUCUCCCACCGCAAACAUGCCUCCCGCACCAAUGCCAAUGUCAAGCAUGCCCGGUGGAGCAGCUGUCAACCAUCUCCUCCCGCUAGAGCCUCGAGAUAUUCCCUUUGACGUUCAAGAUCCUCAUAACCCCAACAUACCAAUGUCGAGCUUCGAUAACAUCCCAACUGUUCUCCGACAUCGUGCACGCACACUACCAAAACAGCCAGCGUAUUGGGUUCUUGAUCAACGCGGGAAGGAAAUUGCCUCGAUUACUUGGGAGAAAUUGGGUAGUCGAGCAGAGAAGGUUGCGCAAGUUAUACGUGACAAAAGCAAUUUAUACAGGGGUGACAGGGUUGCCCUAGUGUACAGGGAUAGUGAGCUUAUCGAGUUCACUGUAGCUCUGAUGGGCUGCUUUAUUGCGGGAGUAGUUGCUGUCCCUAUCAAUAAUCUAGAGGACUACGCUAGUCUAAACGUCAUUCUCACUUCGACGCAAGCCCAUCUCGCCCUCACGACGGAGAACAACUUGAAAACCUUCCAGAGAGAUAUUACCACCCAAAAGUUAAAUUGGCCAAGGGGAGUGGAAUGGUGGAAAACAAAUGAAUUCGGAAGCUAUCAUCCAAAGAAGAAGGACGACAUUCCUGCUCUUGUCGUACCGGACCUGGCGUACAUUGAGUUUUCCCGUGCCCCUACUGGCGACCUACGAGGUGUCGUCUUAAGCCAUCGGACAAUCAUGCACCAGAUGGCCUCAUUUAGCGCCGUGAUUGCUUCAGUACCACCCUCCCCGGAUCGCCCAAAGUCCCCCGCGGAGAUUUUGAUGACUUAUCUCGAUGCUAGACAGGGUAUCGGCAUGAUUUUGGGGGUUCUUCUCACCGUGUAUGGAGGCCACACCACCGUAUGGAUGGAAUCCCAUGCUGUUGAAACCCCUGGUUUGUACGCCAGUUUGAUUACCAAAUUUAGAGCUACCAUUUUGGCUGCAGAUUAUACCGGGCUGAAACGAGCCGUCUAUAAUUACCAGCAAGACCCAAUGACGACGAGAAAUUUUAAGAAGAACGUUGAACCAAACUUUUCCAGCUUGAAACUUUGUCUUAUAGAUGCAUUGUCGGUUGAUUGUGAAUUUCAUGAAAUCUUGGCCGAUAGAUGGCUGCGCCCUUUACGAAACCCUAGAGCUCGAGAGUUGGUUGCCGCUAUGUUGUGUCUGCCGGAGCAUGGAGGGAUGGUAAUCUCCAUCCGAGACUGGUUAGGAGGUGAAGAGCGUAUGGGCUGCCCUUUGACACACGAAAUGCAUCCUGUGGAAGAAGACAAGGAUAACAAGACGGAGGAGAAGGAAAAAUGUGACGAGCCAAAGCCAGCUUUUGGAAGCAGCUUGAUUGGUGGUGCAGCACCUACCACGUCACCGAAAACGGAGUCUCCCAGAAACGAGCUCAGCGAGGCAUUGCUGGACAAGGAGGCCUUGAAAAAUAAUGACGUCGUCGUUCUCGCACUGGGCGAGGAAGCUAGGAAGCUCGCCGACAGCACUCCAAAUUCCGUUAGAGUUGGCGCAUUUGGAUACCCCCUUGCUGAUGCUACUCUUGCCAUUGUUGACCCUGAAACUGGAUUACUUUGCACACCCAAUCUUAUCGGAGAGAUAUGGGUUGACUCCCCUUCUUUAUCUGGCGGAUUCUGGGCGCUGCCAAAGCAUACUGAAACUAUUUUCCAUGCUCGCCCAUUCAGAUUCCAAGAAGGCAGCCCCACGCCAGUAAUCGUAGAGCCGGAAUUCUUACGAACUGGUCUGCUCGGGUGCAUUAUUGAAGGACAAGUUUUUGUUCUUGGUUUAUACGAGGAUAGACUACGCCAAAAGGUAGAAUGGGUUGAACAUGGUGUUGAAAACACCGAGCAUCGUUAUUUCUUUGUCCAACAUCUAAUUCUCAGCAUCAUGAAAAACGUCCCCAAAAUCCAUGACUGUUCUGCAUUUGAUGUUUUUGUUAAUGACGAACACUUGCCUGUUAUCCUUCUAGAGUCAUACGCGGCCUCGACUGCCCCAACAACAUCCGGCGGCCCGCCGCGUGUGCUUGAUACCCUGCUACUAGACUCACUUGCUGAGCGGUGCAUUGAAGUUCUGUACCAGGAGCACCACUUGCGAGUUUAUUGUAUCAUGAUAACUGCACCUAAUACCCUCCCUCGAUCAGUUAGAAAUGGCCGUCAGGAGAUUGGAAACAUGUUGUGCCGCAGAGAGUUUGAUAACGGUACCCUGCCCUGUGUCCACGUCAAAUUCGGCGUCGAAAGGGCAGUGCUUAAUCUACCCAUCGGCACAGACCCCGCGGGAGGAAUUUGGUCACCGUCCGCAUCUGCUGUACGUCAGGAUGCUCUGGCAAUGCAAGAGAAGCAAUACUCAGGCGUUGAUAUAAGAGACGUCAUAAUGGACGACCGGACAUCAACCCCCUUGAACAACUUCCCGAGCAUCGUCGAUCUACUUCAAUGGCGAGUUAGCAGACAAGGGGAGGAGCUCUGUUAUUGUUCUAUCGAUGGCCGUGGGCGUGAAGGUAAAGCCAUUACCUGGAAGAAAUUUGACACCAAGAUUGCGGCGGUAGCAGCAUAUCUGAAAAAUAAAGUCAAGCUCCGACAGGGAGACCAUGUGAUAUUGAUGUAUACGCACUCCGAAGAUUUUGUCUUUUCCGUUCACGCCUGUCUCUGUCUUGGCCUGGUAAUCAUACCCAUGGCGCCUAUUGACCAAAAUCGAUUGUCAGAAGAUGCCCCGGCACUGUUGCAUAUAAUAUCGGACUUCCAUGUAAAGGCGAUACUCGUGAACAGUGACGUUAAUGACCUAUUGAAACAAAAGGUUGUUGCCCAACAUAUAAAACAGUCAGCUCAUGUUCUUCGAGUCAACGUUCCUCAAACAUAUAACACCGCGAAACCUCCCAAACAAUCUCACGGAUGCCGACACUUGGGGUUCACUCUAAGCGAAGCCGUUAUAAAGUCACAUUUGCCAGCGAUAGUGUGGACAUAUUGGACGCCUGACCAGAGGAGGUUAUCUGUACAUAUUGGCCAUGACACCAUCAUGGGAAUGUGCAAAGUCCAAAAGGAGACUUGCCAGAUGUCUAGUUCCCGUCCAGUUCUAGGAAGUAUUCGAAGCACGAUGGGGCUUGGUUUUAUUCAUACCUGCUUAAUGGGAACCUAUGUCGGGGCUGCCACCUACCUCGUAUCCCCAGUUGAUUUUGCCGCCAAUCCACUGUCUCUUUUUCAUACUUUGGCUAGAUACAAUAUUAAGGAUACAUAUGCCACAGGCCAAAUGUUGGAUUAUGCUAUGAGUAGCAUGACCCCGAAGGGAUUCCAACUGCAUGAACUAAAGAACCUAAUGGUGGCAACAGACUCACGGCCAAAGGUGGAUGUUUACCAAAAAGUUCGACUUCAUUUUGCCGCCGUUGGUCUCGAUCGAACUGCGAUUAAUACCAUUUAUUCACAUGUCCUUAACCCGAUGAUUGCUUCAAGGUCGUACAUGUGCAUAGAACCGAUUGAGCUAUGGCUUGAUACACUUUAUCUCCGACAAGGAUAUGUAUAUCCCGUUGACCCUGAGACUACAACCAACAGUCUGCUCGUCCAAGAUUCGGGUAUGGUUCCCGUGAGCACCCAGAUUGCCAUUGUGAACCCCGAAACCUGCUGCUUGUCUCAUGUGGGAGAGUAUGGCGAGAUUUGGGUCCAAUCCGAGGCGUGCGCAAAAGCCUUCUAUGGAUCUAUGCAGGAGUUCGACCUAGAGCGGUUCCGAGGGCGGAUAGUUGAUGGAGACCCAAACGCCGUCUAUGUUCGUACCGGAGAUUUAGGCUUCUUGCACACUGUGACGAGGCCGAUCGGGCCAGGUGGGCAACCGGUAGAAAUGCAGGUCCUAUUCGUCCUUGGUGGUAUUGGAGAAACGUUCGAGAUCAAUGGCCUUAAUCACUUCCCCGUCGAUAUCGAACUUACUAUUGAAAAUUGUCAUAGAAACAUAGUCAAGGGCGGAAGCGUGCUAAACGAGCACCAAGUGGUAACGGACAUUGUGGCAUUUGUUCCUCGCGGCCAUUUCCCACGAUCUCGCCUUGGUGAAAAACAACGUGGAAAGAUUUUGGCUACAUGGGUAACGCAGAAACUUAGAACGAUUGCCCAAUUUAACAUCCGUGAUGGAGGCAGCCAUGAAAUCAAGGCCGGCGAAGCACCAGAACGACGGCAGUCAUCUAAAGCCGGCAGCGUCAUGGACUCUAGCAUCCUCCAGCACCAAGCCCCACUUCCAUGCCCUGAAGCUGAAGAUCACAGUCAUAUGCAACAACCGCCCGUUGCUGGACCUGUAGAACAUGCUGAACAGUACCCGCUCUCUUCCGAAGGUAUUGUGGAUUAUAAUGAUCCAUCUUAUAGGGGCGCAGAGAAUGUUGAGCAGUACCAGGAGCCCGGUAUGGUAAGCCAUGAUAUGCUGCAAGAUCAGAUCCCGCACACUGAAGAGCACACGCUACCUAUCAAAGAAGGCGGAGAAGGGGCUAUCUCACUAGCUGGUAAUCCAGAUAUACAACGAGUCCAAAGCCCCGAACGUUACGCUAGCAGUGGUAGUAGCAUCAAUAGAACUGCUUCGCCAGCCGUUGCCUCUAUUCCCGGUGAAAUUUCUCGCCACGACAGUGCUUCUCCUCGUGGCGGCCUACGCGUUCACAAUGGAGACGAAUCAAUUCCGGGCCCGAAUCCAUCAGUCCCUUCUUUCGGAAUUUUCGAUCAAGCACAACUACUGCCCCCAGUGAAAAGGAAAGAAACACCCACUACGUACUCGUUACCGGUGAGGAACAGUAGUAUUCAAAAAGAUACCUUCAAUAGCCCUCCUGCUGCCACCAGCCACGGGAAUGGGACCACUUAUGACAACACGCAAUACUUUCACGACGCUUAUGAUAACAUCGACGAUUGGACGGAGGAUACCGGUGCUUCUAACACUCAGCGCCAAUAA